AUGGACCACUUUGGUGAGCCAUCUUCGGUGCCGCAACCAUCGCCGGUUGUAGCCGCCGCCGCCGCCGCCGCCCCCGACCUUAAUAGCAACGUCGAGGGCAACAACCAAGAGGAUUGGGGUGCGAAUUCUGCUUUCGCUGGUACUGGCUUCGGGGGGGAAGAGGAUGCGGAUAUAAACAGACGGCCAUCGAUGGUAAGACUAUUACUGAAGAACUCAGUAGUACACUUUGAGGAGGAGACGGAAGGGGCGCCUUCUAGUCUGGCGGAAAUGUGUAGACAGCGGAGUCAAAGUGAUAUGACGGCUAAUAAGACCGAUGCAUCAGUUCUGAUAGGGGAGUAUGAUCCUGCUACACAAGAGCUGCAGUAUGUUAAUCCUUAUAGGAUUGAUGAUGCUUUUGGUAAUGAUGGUGGCUUUAAUCUAGGCCCCUUCCCUUCUUAUCUACCCGGGGCAUCUAGGCGUAAACCGCAACAUCAGCCGGGGCUAGAAGGUAUAGAAGAAGUUAAUGAUGAUGAUGAGGAAGAGGGCCUAUUAGGCUCAUGCCCCUCACCUGAACCGGCUUCUGCCAGUAUGCUUGCUCAGUUAGGUGGAUUGUUAGUGAGUUCACCAUUCGGAGCAACAGUCCAAGAUACCCCUUCUACUUGUGUGCCGGAGUCACUUCCAGCACAGCUCUUCGCGGCCUCAGGACCAUACAGCCAUGAGGACCUACCUCAGCAGCAGCAGCAGCAGCAGCAGGAGGAGGAACAGCAAGAAGAGUCGACCUCGCCUCAAAAGAAGUUGCAGUCGAGCCAGAAAGGAGUCUCUUCUGGGCCCAGAGCUAAUACGCAGCAGCCUGUGAGGAAAGGUGGAGGACCGAUAAGACACAAUAGGGAGACUACCCCUCAUGAAGGGCCGAAUACGACGGUUAUGUUCCGCAAUAUCCCUAAUAGAUUCUCACCUGAGGCUCUACGCGAGGUUAUCAGGGAUAAGGGCUUCGCUAUGAGUAUGGAUUUCUUCUAUAUGCCGAUGGACUUCCAAAAUCAGUGCAAUCUCGGAUACGCCUUUAUCAACUUUGUCAAUGUGGAGGAGCUUGAGAAAUUUAGUCGGGAAUUCCAUGGGCAGAAGUUACCUUUAUAUAAGUCCCAUAAGGUAUGCGAAGUGUGCCCAGCCAGAGUGCAAGGAUUGAAGGCCAAUGUUGAUCAUUUCCGCAAGUCUGCGGCACGUGGUACUAUCCCCGAUGAGUACAAGCCGGUCUGCUUCCGCAAUGGUCUCAUGGUGCCCUUUCCCCCACCAGAGAGGUCCUCUCAUCGCACAUCGGUGAGUAGUAGCAGUGGGUAUGGUGAGGAUCAUAGGAGAACUUCUAAAAGCUCUACUUAUAGUACUGGCAGCAGCGGGCGUGGUGAAAAUAGAGCUAGCGGAAUGCGUGUGGAGUCGUAG
Perkinsus marinus ATCC 50983 is the source of this 1413-nucleotide messenger RNA. RefSeq lists its product as hypothetical. The record is from RefSeq and is a predicted model, not a curated record. The coding region runs from base 1 to 1413 and encodes 470 amino acids. Gene Ontology annotation, molecular function: RNA binding. NCBI's taxonomy places the organism in Eukaryota, Perkinsozoa, Perkinsida, Perkinsidae. The transcript has a single exon.